UAUUUAAGAAGUCUCUUACUUAAAUAGGCAGCACUUUCUAUGCCCUUUUGCCUGAAUGUGAGAUGGCAUCUCUGAGCCUCCUGCCUGAAGACUGUAGGGUAGCUCUUAAUGAAAUAGCAUCUUUUGAGCUGAAUAUCAGUGAUGCUUAUUUAUCUAUGGCCUGCUAUUACAAUGAAGAGACUGGAUUACCUCCUUUUGCUCCAUUCUUUGAAGACCAAGCUGAGGUGAAGAGGGAACAUGCAAAAGAGUUCCUAAGAUACCUAAGAACACGUGAAGCUAAAAUCUGCCUUCCAGUGAUUAAGAGGCCUGAUAUAGAUAACUGGGGAACUGGCAUACAAGCUAUAGAGUCUGCUCUGGAGUUAGAGAACAAGUUAGAAAAGCUCCUGGAAGACCUGAAGACCUUGGCUUCUGGGAAAAAAGAAACUAAUCUCUUACGUUUCCUGAGAAAGUUCCUGGAUAAACAGAAGAGGAACAUAAACUAUCUGAAUUAUCAGCUUCAAUAUCAGAAGGAAAUAGAAAAGUCAGCUCAGCAGGAAGAAGGAAGUUCAACCCAGCCAGAUGCCCAGAAGGAAGGCUCUUCUGAAAAAUCCUGCUAAAGAGCCAGGACAAGGAUUUAAAAUCUGAAGGCAGGUAGUAAGUUUUCCCAUUGUAGGUCCCUGAAGAAGUCAACUUAAGAAUCUUGAUAUUCUGUUUGAUGCUUUCUUUGUAGUAUCCUAACCCUCAUUGUUACGCAUGUAAAUAAAUCUGUUUUGCAUUAUAUUGUGUAAAGAAAUUGCUAGUGCAGCACAAAAAAAGUGGGUUUGGUGAAAGCUUUCUGAGGGGCAGUGAGUGCAUGAGAAACAACAAAAAGCCUUUCCUCAUGGUCCCAGUAACACCCAGGGGCAGAAUCAGGAUUUGGUAAAACCAACCAGUUCAAGUAGAUAUAGCAGAAGUUAAAUGUAAACCUUAGUCUCAUUAGAAGACCCUGCCCCACAACAUGUAUAAAUAUCUAAAGUUUAUAAAACAGUAUGAUUUUCUUCUAAUUAAUUGCAAACCUAAACUUGAUACUAACUCUUGGUCUAGUAAGGGUGUCUCUCAUGAGAGAUACAAAGUGGACAAGUAGCUGCAAACCAAGUGGCUGAGGUAGGCACAGGCAGGAAAGUGUGUAGGCAAUAAAGAUACUGCAGACAUCUGUGGAUGCCCCUACCCUCUCCACUAGCAGUUACUGGGGCAAUUGUUUUCAAGAGAAAAUAGUAAACUUGCAAGACCCAAGGGCCUCAUGUGGCUAGUAUCACCUGGGAAAAAAAGGGCCUAGCUCCAAAGUUUACCAGUUCUAGGGCCUUCACUCAUUGACUCAGUUUAAUCAUCUGAAUUAAUAGUUCUUAGUUCAUAAAAUUAGCAA
Molecule: messenger RNA, 1381 nt
Organism: Talpa occidentalis (Iberian mole)
Lineage: Eukaryota; Metazoa; Chordata; Mammalia; Eulipotyphla; Talpidae
Product: ferritin, heavy subunit-like
Exons: 4
Coding region: 63-596 (177 amino acids)
Biological process (GO): intracellular iron ion homeostasis; iron ion transport
Cellular component (GO): cytoplasm
Molecular function (GO): ferric iron binding; ferrous iron binding
Source: RefSeq, a predicted model, not a curated record